Notothenia coriiceps (black rockcod) is the source of this 7474-nucleotide messenger RNA. Its product is annotated as unconventional myosin-Va-like. Gene Ontology annotation, cellular component: myosin complex. The record is from RefSeq and is a predicted model, not a curated record. NCBI's taxonomy places the organism in Eukaryota, Metazoa, Chordata, Actinopteri, Perciformes, Nototheniidae. Gene Ontology annotation, molecular function: ATP binding; cytoskeletal motor activity; GTPase binding. The transcript is spliced from 28 exons. The coding region runs from base 1 to 4113 and encodes 1370 amino acids.
AUGCUGUCUUUCUACCGAGGCGCCACUGAGAGCAUCCUCAGCAGCUGCAUCACGCUGCGGUUUGGAAGCUGCACCGCCUCCAAGCGCAAGAGCCUGCAGCGCAUUGUGAACUCUGCCCAGAGGGUCAUCGGUGCCUCGCUCCCAUCACUACAGGACAUUUAUAACACCAGCCUCACUCACAAAGCACUCGGCGUUGUGGGUGACUCCACCCACCCCUCCAACUGCCUCUCCAGCCUCCUGCCUUCAGGGAGAAGGUUCCACAGCCUCCGCUCGAGCUCCACUAGGCUGAGGAACAGCUUCCUCCACCAGGCGGGCUGUUCCCAGUUCCCCCUGCUGGUGGAGUUGUUCCAGGACGGGGAGAAAGCCAUCAGUCCCACGGGCCAGGGCCCCGGCACCGGAGGACGGACCCGCCUCAGCGUCAAACCUGCCAAGGGCCGCGAGAGCAGCAGCAAGGAGAACAAGAAGACCGUCGGCUGCCAGUUUCGUAACUCCCUGGCAAUGCUGAUGGAAACGUUGAACGCAACCACCCCGCACUACGUCCGCUGCAUCAAACCCAAUGACUUCAAGUUGGCCUUCACGUUUGAUCCUAAGCGUGCGGUGCAGCAGCUCAGAGCCUGCGGAGUCCUGGAAACCAUCAGGAUCUCUGCUGCAGGGUUCCCCUCCAGAUGGACGUACCAGGAGUUCUUCAGCCGUUACAGAGUGCUGAUGAAGCAGAAGGACGUGUUAACUGACAAGAGGUUGACCUGCAGAAAUGUUCUGGAGAAACUGGUGGAGGACCAGGAUAAAUAUCAGUUUGGUAAGACCAAGAUCUUCUUCAGAGCCGGCCAGGUGGCCUACCUGGAGAAGUUGAGGGCAGAGAAGUUGCGUGUUGCCUGCAUCCGCAUCCAGAAAACCAUCCGCUGCUGGCUGGAGCGCAAGAGGUAUCUGCGCAAACGCAGCGCCGCCAUCACCGUCCAGAGGUUCACCAGAGGGUACCAGGCCCGCCGCCUCGUCAAGUUCAUGCGUCGCACGCAGGCAGCCACCACCAUCCAGAAGUACCACAGGAUGGUUGUGGAGAGGAGACGCUACCGGCAGAAGCAGGCUGCUGCUCUCGUCGUGCAGACCCUCCUCCGAGCGUACAUGGCCCGGCAGAUGUACCAAUCGUUGCUGCGGGAGCAAAAGGUGGUGAUCAUCCAGAAGCGAGUGCGCGGCUGGUUGGCUCGCUGCUGGUACAAGCGCUGCCUGGAGUCCAUCGUCUACCUGCAGUGCUGUUUCCGCAGGAUGAAGGCCCGGCGCCAGCUGAAGAAGCUGAAGAUCGAGGCUCGCUCAGUGGAGCACUUCAAGAAGCUCAACAAGGGCAUGGAGAACAAGAUCAUGCAGCUGCAGAGGAAAAUCGACGAGCAGAAAGAGAACCAUAAGGUGGUCAAAGACAGACUGGUGGGUAUGGAGACUUCCUUCACGGCGGAGAGCGAGAAGCUGCGUGCAGAGGUGAGCCGGCUGCGGGGGGUGGAGGAAGACGCCAAAACCAAAGGCAUCCGGCUGAACUCGCUGCAGGAGGAGCUGGAGAAGCUGAUGAAGGAGCUGACUACCACUCGGAAAGAGAAGAAGACCAUAGAGGACUGGGCCAAAACCUACAGGGGGGAGAUGGAGAAGAUGGUCUCGGAGCUGAAGAAGCAGAACGGCACCCUGACGAAGGACAACAACGACCUGAACCGGAUGAUUCAGGAACAGAGUCAGCAGAUGACGGACAAAAUGGCUCACGCGAUCGUACAGGAAACCCAGCAGCUCGAGACCGACCUGAAUGAGGAACGGUCUCGUUACCAGAAUCUAUUGAGGGAGCACCUGCUUAUGGAGGAGAAAUAUGACGACCUGAAGGAGGCGAUGGCUUCCUCGAACGCCUCCAAGCCUGGUCACAGGAGAAAAGAUUCCACGCACAGCAGCAACGAAUCAGAGUACACAUACAACUCGGAGUACGCCGAAUUGGAGGAAGGUUCCCGUGCUGCGGAAGAUGUGACUCGGGGAAUAGACACGUCGCUGACCCUGAAGCUGCAGAAGCGCCUCACCGAGCUCGAGCAAGAGAAGCAGUCUCUGCGCAACGAGCUGGAAAACAAAGAGGACCAGUUCCAUCGGGCUAGAGCCAGGGAUGACGUUGAGUUUAAAAAGGCUCGUGGAGCAGAGCUGGAGUACGAGUCACUGAAGCGCCAGGAGCUGGAUUCGGAGAACAAGAAGCUGAAACAUGACCUGGUGGAGAUUAGGCAAAGCCUGCUGGGUAAAGCUGGUCCAGGCGCCGGGGCCCCAGGCUCCCCAGCCUACAAGGUGGUGUUGGAGCAGCUGAACUCCUCCUGUGAGGAGCUGGAGGUCCGUAAGGAGGAGGUGUUAAUCCUGCGCUCACAGCUGGUCAGCCAGAAGGAGGCCAUGCACCACAAGGAUGAGAAGGAAACCAUGACCGAGCCCUCAGUCUAUGCGGAGGAUGUUUCCAAGCUGAAGGACUCUGACGAAAUCAAGCAAGCCUACGUAGGGCUUAAAGACACCAACAGGUUACUGGAGCACCAGCUUCAGACUCAGCGGCGAGGCUACGAUAACGAUGUGGAGUCGUUGCGUGGCGAGCUGCAGAACGUGAAGGAGGACAACAACCGCCAGCAGCAGCUCUUAGCCCAGAACCUGCAGCUGCCUCCAGAGGCCCGCAUCGAGGCCAGCCUGCAGCACGAGAUCACCCGCCUCACCAACGAGAACCUGGAGCUCCUGGCUGAAGACCCCGAAGCAUCCAGAGAGGCUCGAGUCAAGAUUUUACGACGGAUGGUUGACCUAAUGGAGCAGCUGGAGAAACAGGACCGAACCAUCCGCAAGCUGAAGAAGCAGCUGAAGGUUUACUCCAAGAGGAUCGGAGAGAUGGGAGCGGGUCAAACCGAGGGACAGACGUCUCCGGGACAGGUGGUGGAUGAGCCGAUUCAUCCUGUCAACAUUCCCCGCAGGGAGAAAGAUUUCCAAGGGAUGCUGGAGUACAACAAGGAGGAUGAGCUCAAACUGGUCAAGAACCUCAUCCUGGAGCUGAAGCCUCGAGGUGUAGCUGUGAAUCUGAUCCCAGGUCUGCCGGCCUACAUCCUGUUCAUGUGUCUGAGACAUGCCGACUACGUCAAUGAUGACCAGAAGGUCCGCACCCUGCUCACCUCCACCAUCAACAGUAUCAAGAAGAUCCUGAAGAAACGAGGAGACGACUUUGAGACCGUCUCCUUCUGGCUAUCCAACACCUGCCGUUUCUUGCAUUGCCUCAAACAGUACAGCGGAGACGAGGCCUUCAUGAAGCACAACACGACGAGGCAGAACGAACACUGUCUGUCCAACUUCGACCUGGCAGAGUACCGACAGGUGAUCAGCGACCUGGCCAUCCAGAUCUACCAGCAGCUCAUCAAGUGCAUGGAGAACAUCCUGCAGCCCAGUAUAGUGUCUGGCAUGCUGGAGCACGAGACCAUCCAGGGCGUGUCGGGGGUGAAGCCCACGGGUCUCCGUAAGAGGACGUCCAGCAUCGCGGACGAGGGCACCUACACCCUGGACUCCAUCCUGCGGCAGCUCAGCGCCUUCCACUCCACCAUGUGCCAGCACGGCACCGACCCCGAGCUCAUGAAGCAGGUGGUGAAGCAGCAGUUUUACAUAAUCGGGGCUGUCACCCUCAACAACCUGCUGCUGCGCAAAGACAUGUGCUCCUGGAGCAAAGGCAUGCAGAUCAGGUACAACGUAAGCCAGCUUGAGGAGUGGCUCAGGGACAAAGGGCUGAUGGUGUGCGGGGCGAAGGAAACGCUGGAGCCUCUAAUCCAGGCCGCUCAGCUGCUGCAGGUAAAGAAGAAGACCGACGAGGACGCCGAGGCCAUCUGCUCCAUGUGCCUGGCCCUCACCACGGCUCAGAUUGUGAAGGUCCUAAACCUUUAUACACCAGUCAACGAGUUUGAGGAGAGGGUAUCAGUGUCAUUCAUACGAACCAUACAGACUCGUUUGCGCGACCGUUGUGUGAGUCCCCAGUUGUUGAUGGACACCAAGAUGAUUUACCCGGUCACCUUCCCAUUCAGCCCGUCCUCACUUGCCCUGGAAACCAUCCAGGUCCCCAGCUCUCUUAACCUGGCCUUCCUCACACGUGUCUAAACUCAACAGGAAGGCGGAGAAGAUGACGUAGUGGCCACAUGACACUCACUAGCCCACAAAGACUACAAAGAAAAUUAAAAGCGUUGAACACACUCAAAAAUGAACACGAUUUGAGCAGUUAUUUAAAAAAUAAAAAAAAGCUUCUAAUUCAAAACACGGUUUCCAGUAAAAAAUCGCUGGUCUGAAUCUGGAUACUGACACACAAAAAUUAAACCCUCAAACACAACCACAUGCUGAACUCUCAACAUGCAUCUGUACAAAACAUACAUCCUCUGAACGUACACAUGCACGCCUUCACUUCUGUCUCACAAAACACACAGAUGCACUCGCUGGUUUAAAUGUCACCAUCCACUGCUUGUAAAACCGCUUGCCUCUUAGAGAAGCCACAGGGCCAUAUCAAUGCCUCCUCGCGCUCCAUCGAGUCCGUCUUAGUGGACCCCAGCUUCCAGAUCUGUGUGUAAACUCGCUGUAAGAUCUCGUCAUCGUGUCGUUCCCCGGAGAGAAUGUAUAUCGCCACACAAAGGAGUAGAGUCCUCAGAAAGAAAGUAACUUGAUGAGGUUGGUAUGUCGGGUCUCAAAGUGAGUUUUGAGUCCGCAUAUGAAGCUUUGAGUGAUAGCCAUGCUAAAGUUAGCUCUCUCCACCCCCAUGUUGAGUUAACCUGGACCGGCCUUCCUCUCUGAAAACAGUCAAGACAACACAGAACUCAUCGUCUGUACUAUAUCAUUUAUACAUAUAUAAAUAUGAAUAAUAUAUAUAUCGUGUAUUUUAUUUAUUGCAUUUAACUCCGUCCCCACCCUCCCUCUUUGAGAUUAGAAGCUUUCUCCUCCUAUAUAUGAAGGAUAGGAUUCCCGAGAUAAUCGGCUCCAUUGUUAAAUAUUUACGUCUAUCAGGUAAAUGAUGUAGGCCUAGUGUAGUGCCAGCAGAGAUGAUUAUUUCUUAGGUCAAGUCUUAAGUUAACUGUCGCAUUGCCAUGGUUACCCUGCAUUUCCUGCAGAUGAAGUGUAGCACGGGUUUUAACUGAGGAGAGAUUUAGAAAGUUGAAGCUUUGACAAAGGUUUAACCUGCUGCAGUCUGUACUGUUAUGUGACCAGAGCUCAGAGGAAACACUGGCACAAAGAUAUGAAGUCACUCUCUCACACAUUUCUCACUGCUGAAUCACCGAGGGGGGGGGGGUUGCACUGCGUACGCUUUACUCUCUCUUCUCGUCUUCUCUGGUCAAAGCCUGUUUUGUUAUCAUCAAUGUGGAACUAUUUAUUUCAGUAUCAUCAUUUUCUGUUGUGUAUAUCGUGAAGAAGCCAUGUAUCACUGAGCAGACAGGACAGAAAAGGUCUCUUGGGGGUUCGUCUUGGAUGUGUCCAUCUUUACAACAUUUGUAUCUGCUUUAUUCCCACAAAGACCACAAACCGCAGCUUUGGAGAGCGAUUCCUCUCCUCUCUUUUCAUUCAUGUCCGUCCUAUGCCUUCCUGUUCAGCGGCCAAGACAACACAACAUGGGCCUUUUAUUACCAAAAACAACAGAAUAGGUGCAGCUGUUUUCCAUUCCAAUUGCACUGCACGGUUAAAUUAAGGGUUUGCUGACAUUUUCUUUUUGGUGCACGAUAUGUUUUGGUCCAGAUAUCCAGUCAUAUUUAGGACUUUCCUUCAACUAUGAUAUUACACCUCACCUGCUACAACUCAGCAUGGAUACAUUGCUGCUGCUGCCCUCAUACAACCAGCAUGCGCUUUGCUUUACUAGUCAGUAGAAAUACAACUUCAAACUUUUGUUGUUUGUUUCUACAAAGAAACAUCGAUGUAGUCUUCUGAUUGGAGAGUGAGGGAAUCUGCCCAUGUUGUUACAGAAAGUGUUUUGUCUGCGUUCACAUUGUCCUCGCUGCACUUUUUCCCCCCGUUUACUUCCUGUUUUGCCAUUAGUAUUAACAGCCAACCCAAUUUGCCUCUUACCCUCAUGUGAACCUUACUUUGUCCUAAAGGCCUUUCACAAACAUAUUUCACUUUCAUAGAAUGUUUUUUUUUUUUAAAGGUGCUUAAAUAUAUAGGUGGUUGUGAAUCGUCUCCAAAAACUGAACUCGGUACGUUUUAUUGGUUAUGUUUUGUUUCUUCUAAAACCAACCAACAUUCAACCAAAUGUGUUUUGCAUUUGAAAUAUCCGUGAACUUGCUCUUGUGAAGCUACAGUACAUGCUGAGAAAUAUACAUAUUUAAACAUCUUCAAAUUUGUAAGUGGAGUAAAGAGAAGUUAGUGUGUGAAGUUUGUAUUGCACUUGUAUUUGAGAAUAAUUGAAUAUGCUCUCAUUGGGACCACAUGUUAUCAAUCUGCCUUUUUGUUACAUUAUUAGGUGGUUUCAAGUAUGCUUUGUGUAAAGAGUACAUAUCUGUUGCAAGUAAGACGGUAACUGGAAGGAAUUUAUUUAACAUAUGAAUGUUUUAAGUUGUUAAUGAAGUGUUUUAGCUGCACAUUUUUGGGCAAAGCCUUAUUUGAAUAUUUGCUAUCUGAGUGACUAAAACAAAAUCGUCAUUGUGUCACUCCAGGGUUUUUUUCCACUGUAAAAUUAAUAUUAAAUGUGAUAUUUUGUUCUGAUAAGGUGUCCUUUUGGUCAACAGUUAUUGCCACAGGGUUGCACUGUUUUGCCAUUAGUCCAAAAUGCAUUUUUUAGACAUUGCUGAGGAAGACAGAUAAAUAAUAGAUUGACAAGGACUGUAAAAAGAAACACUCCCAACACCUUCCUGCUGAACUGCAACCCAUUAAGCUUCCUCUGCCACAUUCCCUACGCGAGUGGGCGCUUCACUUCCUUAAUCAGUGAUUUAUUUUUGCAGUUUUAUUCAGACUAUGAAAUAUUGCAAGCCACAGGAAGGAAGACACUUGUGAUUUUUGUGGAUGCAGCACCAGCUUUCUCACACUUGCUCAGACUAUCCUUGUCGUCUGACAUAUUAAGAAUAGUUUCAGUGGAGCGUUAGAAAACAUUUACAUUCAUGUGCUUGUAUUGUUGAGCAGCGUUGUUUCCCUGGGCUUUUCUUGGGCUGUCAAACAGAAAUAAGUGUCAUUCCUUCACUCUGCGUUUUUACACGAAGGGGAGAGUUGGUUGUACGAUACGACGUAGACAUUAUAAAUGACCAUUGUUCUUAUCAGCACUAGCGUUGAUUGUGCCAUUUUAAAUAUUGUUAAAAACGAUCAUAAAUCAUCACCUCAGCUGUCGUGGUACCGGUGUGAACACGCUGGUACCAGAUGUUUCCUCUCUGACCCAUGUGUACAAACUGGACUGUUUGUAGUUUCUGGUAGUUGUGCUUAGUGAAUGUGUUCACCGUUAAGAAACUUGGAAUAAAUUGUCAAAUCUGUAAAAGUAAAAAUAAAAGAAUACAGCAUU